CUUUACAGGCCUCCGUCUUGCAGUCUAAUAAUUACGUAUUUUGCUAAAUUUUGAGGAUGGCAACCCUAACCAGCCGUGUAGGAGUUCCGGUGGCGGUGAGCAAGAGGCCUUUGGCGCCGGUGGCCUUGCUUGGUGGGCUGCCGGUCAGGAGCUCACAGGUGCUGGGUUCGCGGCUUUCGGCGGUGAAGCCAGUGGUGCCGUUCCGAGCUCGUGCACCUGUUGCCAUUAAGGCGCAAGCUGCGGAUGCGGCAAAGGAGCUCGAUCCCCUUGAGACGGCUGUCUCUAACGUCGUUGGUGUGAAGCUGGCUCCCACCGUUGUCACACUUACCUUCAUCGCCAUCUGGUAUGCGCUCAACAUCGGCUUCAACCUGCUCAACAAGACCAUUUUCAAAUACUUCCCCUACCCUUACACUGUGUCGACAAUUCACGUGGUUGUCGGCUUGGUCUACUGUGUGCUUGUUUAUGCCAUCGGCCUUAAGGGCUGGUCUUUCGGGCGGCCCGUCACCAAGCAGGAGUUCAAGAACAUUUUCGGGCCGGCUGCCAUGCACGCUGUCGGGCAUGUCGCAGCAAACAUCUCGUUCGCUGCCGUGGCGAUCUCGCUCACGCACACGGUGAAGACUCUGGAGCCAGCUUUUAACGUCGUCCUUUCGCAGCUUAUCCUUGGCGAGUCCACGCCUGUGCCUGUGCUCUUGUCCCUUGUCCCCAUCAUGUUCGGUGUGGCCUUGGCGUCUGCGGGUGAGCUAUCCUUCAACUGGACUGGCUUCCUCACAGCCAUGGCCUCCAACCUGACCUUCGGCUUCCGGGCCGUCUGGUCCAAGAAGGCUAUGACGAAGACCCUUGACGGCACGGCUGUUUACGCCUACACCACCCUGAUCUCCGUGCUUAUUUGUGUUCCGUGGGCGCUUAUCGCCGAGGGUGGCACACUUAUGGAGGGCUGCAAAGCCGCCAUUGCGAAGGUUGGCGCAACUCGCUUCUACACGGACUUGUUCAUGGUUGGCAUGCUGUACCACUUGUAUAACCAGUUUGCCUUCAACACGCUGGAGCGCGUCAGUCCCGUGUCGCACGGCGUGUGCAACGUUGUGAAGCGCGUGGCUAUUAUUGGAUCUUCCGUAGUCUUCUUCAACCAGGUCCUCACGACACAGGCCCUGGUGGGAACCGUCAUUGCUCUGGCCGGCACGUGGCUUUACACGGACAUGUCAUCCAAGCACAAGCCACACAAGAAGAGUCCACCGCCAGCCCCAUCUGGCGGCGCAGCACCCGCUGCCGCCUAAGUUGACGUUUUCGCGUGCCCUGGCGGCAGCGUUAUUCCCGCAAAUCGCGUGGCGUGAAUUUGCUCGGGUAAUUAUGCUACAGGCGUGGGAACUAAGGAUACAGAUGUUUGGCAGAGGUCCAGCCGGCAGCGACAUCAACGCUUCCUCACGCGGAGGCGGCGGCAUUUUCUAAUGCGCAGUACUGGACCUAUUCUCCGUUCUGCGUUUUCCGGCAGCGCCAUGUAGCCGAGGAUUGCUCGGGCGUCGCUGCCCGACUGGGCACUUCGUUUGCUUUCGUCUGCUCAUUCUUCUGACAAGGCGUUCUCAGGGGCCACCUGGGACUGGAUCUGCCUACACAUGCAUGUAUGAUUUCGGAGCUGUGUCGAAUGAAUUCUGGGCUUGGACGUUCAAUGCACUCUGGUAUCACUCUGCAUACAGAGCAGGCGCAUCGGUACGCAAGUGGCCUGGGCGGGUCGGGUGCCGCAGUGGAUACGCUGUUAGUGUUGGGUGGUUUUGUAGUGCUCUGGUUUCGGAAGUCCAUGCCCUGAACUAUGUAGGGCGUUCGGCAUACGAGUUCCCCUGUUUGCGUGUUGGUAUGAUGGUUCUUUGGACACUGCGCGGAAGAAGGAAAACCUGACGCACCACACGUGCCCUGACCGCCUCGUGGCAAGUAUGCAUAGCGGCAAUGAAGGAAGAAGAGCAGGAUUGCGCAGCAUAUGGUUGUAAGCGGAUAUGGCCUUUACGAUUGGCCGUGUCCACGGCACCAAGCGUUGUGAUUGCUGGGUCGCACGUAUAGAUAUCCUGGAUGGCUGGGAACCAUGAUUGAUACAGGCAAAUCCUACCUGCUCUGGGAAGAAUGCUGCAACUGAUCCUCAUUUCCACGAGUCGACGAUCAUCGCAGCACGUGCGACGUAAUCGUCAUGCUCGCCGGGACGCAGCCCGCGUGGCUGCGCAUCAGUGGGGUGUGUGCUGUAUAGGACAUCGGUCACCUAAGCGUCGCAGUGUUAAUUCUGUACCGCGCGCUGGCCUUAACACACGCGAACGUAGAUAUGAGACCUUGUCGCGACUGUCCACCUUCAUAGGGUUGUUAUUCAAGCCGGGCGACGUACAUCGCGUUCAUUGGUUGCGGUAGCUAUCUGCGCUUCAUUUUGUGCUGCGGACGAACCAAGUGGGUGGCAAGUUUGUGCUCAAACUAGGUGCAGGUGGUGUUAAGGUGUAGCUAGCUUUUGGUUUGCUUAAUGCGUAGUCGCUUGAUUUAAAUUGUACGGUUUAAGGGAGGUGCUAUUAGACCAAUAUGUCUUAUAAUUGUCGGGUAGAGUGUUAUGAGACGUCCAAAUAGCGUGAUAGGACCAUAACCAGCGUGAGAUGAUGGAAUAGCUAGAGGAAGAGCAGUUGCAUUGUAAAAUGAAUAUACGGGUUUCAGUACCU
Volvox carteri f. nagariensis is the source of this 2678-nucleotide messenger RNA. RefSeq lists its product as uncharacterized. Bases 57 to 1271 code for a protein of 404 amino acids. The transcript is spliced from 8 exons. NCBI's taxonomy places the organism in Eukaryota, Viridiplantae, Chlorophyta, Chlorophyceae, Chlamydomonadales, Volvocaceae. Gene Ontology annotation, molecular function: antiporter activity. The record is from RefSeq and is a predicted model, not a curated record. Gene Ontology annotation, cellular component: Golgi apparatus.